Messenger RNA from Mustela erminea (ermine), 5292 nucleotides. RefSeq names its product zinc finger protein 345-like. The record is from RefSeq and is a predicted model, not a curated record. Bases 197 to 2767 code for a protein of 856 amino acids. The transcript has 4 exons. Gene Ontology annotation, molecular function: DNA-binding transcription factor activity, RNA polymerase II-specific; RNA polymerase II transcription regulatory region sequence-specific DNA binding. Lineage: Eukaryota; Metazoa; Chordata; Mammalia; Carnivora; Mustelidae. Gene Ontology annotation, biological process: regulation of transcription by RNA polymerase II. Gene Ontology annotation, cellular component: nucleus.
AGCGGGACUUCCGGCCUCGUCCCCGCCCGCGGGGUUGUAGCCGGAGGUGAGGUCGGUUUGUCUCCUCAGGUCCGGAGCGCGGGUUAGCAUCGUGCUAACUGACCGUGAAGACCCGAGGAGCGGCGCUCUCCUCGCCGCACACAGUUGAGCCCCGGUGUCCGCUACCCUCCGGCCCGCUGCCGGCGCAGCGAGUCCGAUGGCGGCGGCCGCGCCCAGGGACUCGGCUAAGUGUGGUGUGACCUUUGAGGAUGUGGCCGUGUACUUCUCCUGGAAGGAGUGGAGGCUUCUUGAUGAGGCUCAGAGACGGCUGUACCACCAUGUGAUGCUGGAGAACUUUGCACUUGUAUCGUCACUGGGUUGCUGCUGUGGAGCAGAGGAUGAGGAGGCCCCCUUUGCACAGAGCGCUUCUGUAGGCGUUUCACAGACCUGGACGCCCAGGGCUGCUCUGUCUUCCCGGAAGACCCACCCCUGUGAGAUGUGCGGUCCCGUCUUGAGAGACAUUUUCCACUUGGCUGAGCUCCAGGGGAAAGAAAACAGCCAGAAAUGGUUGAGGUGUGGGGCCUGCGGGAAACAAUUUUCUUUCAGUGUGAAGAUGGAGCAGCAGCAGCAGCAGGAGCAGCCCGCGGGAGCAAAACCAUUCAGAAGCCGUGUGGACAGGGCCUCUGCUGUCAAGAGCUGGGGAUCCGGUGGUUCGGGAAAGCCCUUUACCUGUGGAGAGGUUGAGAAGGACUUGCUGUCUGGCUCGGGGCAUCUGGGGCAAGAGGCCACUCGUACUGGGGAGAAGUCACACACGAUGCCCCACUGCAGGGCAAUGUUACGACACGGAAACAGUCAUGGCACUUGGGGCCAAUGUAAGAAUGCUUUUGGUCCCAUACACACAGAUACUCGGGAGCAGGGUGUCCACCUUGGUAGACAGUCCUUUGUGUGCAGUGAAUGUGGGAAAACUUUCAGGUACAAAUCCUUAUUUGCCAUACACCAGAGAUACCAUACUGGAGCACGACGUCAUGAGUUUGGUCCAUGUGGAAAAUCCCUUGGGCAACGACCAACCCUGAAUGAACAUGGGAAGACUCAGGGUGGAUCCAGGCAGUACACGUGCAGCAAAUGUGGGAAAUCCUUAGGUGGCAAAUGUGUCCCCCUUAAUGUCCAGAAAUUGCCCAGUGGAGGGAAAAAUUAUGUUUGUAGCGGGUGUGUGAAAUCUGUCAGCGGUAGCUCAGUGUUGAAUACUCAUAGGGUUCAGUCUGGAGAUAGGUUUUAUAAGUGUCGCGUAUGUGCAAAAUCUUUUCCGUCUAUGUCUGCCCUCUGUUAUCAUCAGAGAACUCAUGCAGUGAAAAAACAGUAUGAAUGCAGUGAUUGUGGGAAAUCUGUUACUAGUAGGUCUGCCCUCCGUUCUCACCAGAGAGUUCACACUGAAAGGAAGCCUUAUAAAUCCAAUGAAUGUGGGAAAUCUUUUGCUGGUAGUUCUGCCCUACAUUAUCACCAGAAAAAUCACAGUGGAGUUAGGCCUUAUGAGUGCAGUGAUUGUGGGAAAUCUUUUGCUGGUAGUCUUGUCUUACGUUACCACAAGAGAGUUCACAAUGGGGAAAGGCCUUAUGAGUGCAGUGAAUGUGGCAAAUCAUUUAUGCGAAAAACUAGCCUCAGUGUACACAUAAAGGUUCACUCAGGUGCAAGGCCUUAUGAGUGUAAUGAAUGUGGGAAGUCUUUUACUGCUAGGUAUUCCCUCCAUUUUCACCAGCGUGUUCACACUGGGAAAAAGCCUUAUCAGUGCCUUGAGUGUGGGAGAUCUUGUACUAGCAGUUCAGCCCUCCGUAGUCACCAGAGAGUUCACACAGGAGAAAGGCCUUAUGAGUGCCGUGAAUGUGGGAAGUCUUUUACUGGUAAUUCGGCCUUCCGUUAUCACCAGAGACUUCACAGUGGAGAACGGCCUUAUGAGUGCUGUGAAUGUGGGAAAUCUUACACUACCAGUGCUGCCCUCCGUUAUCACCAGAGUGUUCACACUGGAGAAAAGCCUUAUGAGUGCCAUGAAUGUGGGAAAUCUUUCACCAGUAGUUCCUCCCUUCGUUAUCACCAGAGAUUUCACACUGGAAAAAAGCCUUAUAAUUGCAGUGAAUGUGGGAAAUCUUUUGUCACUAGUAAACAGCACCGUACUCACCAGAUAGUUCAUAGUAGAGAGAGACCUUAUGAAUGCCCUGAAUGUAGCAAAUCCUUUCCCCGGAAAGAUACCCUCAAUGUACACAAAAAGCUUCACUCAGGUGAACGGCCUUAUGAGUGUAGUGAAUGUGGGAAAUCAUUUACUGCUAGUUCUGCCCUGCGUUACCACCAGAGGCUUCACACUGGGGAAAGGCCUUAUGAGUGUAAUGAAUGUGGGAAAUUAUUUACCGUUAGUUCUGCCCUCCGUUCGCACCAAAGACUUCACACAGGGGAAAGACCCUAUCAGUGCAAUGAAUGUGGGAAAUCCUGUACUACUAGUUCUGCCCUCCGGCGACACAAGAGAGUUCACACAGGAGAACGGCCUUACAAGUGCCAUGAAUGUGGGAAAUCAUUUACUGCCAGUUCUACCCUCCGUUAUCACAAGAGAGUUCAUACUGGAGAACGGCCAUAUGAGUGUAAUGAAUGUGGGAAAUCGUUUACUGUUAGUUAUGCCCUCCGUUCACACCAGAGUGUUCACACUGGAGAAAAGCCUUACCAGUGCAAUGAAUGUGGGAAAUCUUUUAUUAGUCUUAGUGGUUUUAGAUAUCAUUACAGACUUCACACUACAGAAAGGAUUUAAAACAGCACAGAAGGUCAAAAUUCUUGCUUAGUAGCAUUUAGGCUGCAGGACAACCUCUGAGGUGGCCACCUCCUGAAUUGAACGUGGUUCCCCCAAAGGUCCCCAUUGGAGUGACUUCCCAUACAAUCCAGCCAUUUGCAGAAAAAUUGAGAACCUGCAUCGUGCUUUCUGAUGUGGGUGCAGUCACCGCAAGAUGGAAGUCACUGGCAGUGUCUGUGGCAGUGUCUAGCACCGGGCAGUUCCUGGUAUGCGUACAUUACCACCCCAACUUGGUAAAUAAUGCCGAGCUGUCCGCUUUCUCGACUGCUCAUCCAAAUUCUGGAUACCUGGAACCUCUCGUUCCGUUCCCAGUUAGGGCAUGGAUGUGACCAGUGUUGAUCCACAGUGGGCGUUGUGAGCUCUGGGUGGUGACUCGCACAAGAAGGCUAAGUCCCACAGGGGUGUUGCUGGUCUCCUGAUGCUUUGAUGACUAUUUGCAGCUUCCAGGUCACCACACAGGAAUUGUGUGCCCCGUGUUGCUCUGAUUAAUGUAUCAGUAAGUGCCAUGUUUGUUUGAUUACCUUUGGUCUUGGACAUUGUGUGCACUUGAAGGGGUGGUUUGAAAGCAGCAUCGGGCUCUCCCACAUGAAGGAAUGAGCAGAUCGCAUUCCAUCCCAUACUUGCUGUGUCUCUGAGAGGAAAAUUGCUAAUAAAUAUUGUACAUAUAUAUAUAAAUACUCCAGCUUGUGUGUUCAUUUGCAUUAUAACCAAAGACCUUGGUGAUGUGCUGAAUUUUACAGUCUCAGAUGUGUCAGAGAAGUGUGAGUCAUGGAAUAACUAGGGAGCUGGAUGGCAAAGCUUGGGACAGUAGGGAAAGUUUCCGAUGGAGGGUUUGAAAAGUGAUGGCUGUGAUGUGGACCCGGGUGGAGACUUGGAUCCCAUUUCAGAACGGAACACAGAGUGUAAUGACAAAGCUGCUAGUAGGUUCAGUAUCCUACUACGUUUUGUGGAAGAAUGGUUGUCUUGGGCAGCAUGUGGUGGUGGUUGUCGGGCAUUGUCACCAUGGGUGAAGGAGAGAGAAAGAUCUGGCUGAUGAUGGCCAAGGUUGCUUGGGAUGAUUGGAAGAGAUGGCUGAGGACGUUGAAAAUUUAAACAAGAUGACAGUGAGACUGGGGCUAUUCUCUCUUCCGUGUUCUAGGGCUUCCGCAGAAUUUUGUGGUCAGUUUUUAUGGUGUCUGGGGUGUUUCUGAGUCUUCGUGCCAGAAAAGGUCUGGGGCAAAUGUGAUUUGUGGUUCUGCGUGCCUGGCAGGGAAACCCUUAGUGCUGGGGUUUUCACAAAGGUUCAGUAGAGGAUGGUUUGUUCCUGAUUGUCGAGGGCCACCAUAGGCAGCAGAGAAGUAGAAGAUGGUGUAGGAGGAUCCUAGGUUGACAGUGGUUGUGAGUGUCGUACUGCAGGGAGGAUUAGAGGCAGGUGAGGAGGCUUCUCAGCAGUAUUUGAGGCUUUCCCUCAGUUGGGAUCCUUGGGAGUACUGGGGUGGUAGUGGAACCUCUUUGUGUUUGUCACACAUCCCUUGGUUGUCAUGUGAGAGGUACAUGUUUGAGUUAACAGAGAAUCCAUUGGUGUGGGAUAGGAAGGUAUGGGCGUUCAUCUGUGGGGUGUGAGGAUGUGCGAGAGGUAUAGUCUAUGGAAUCAAGUACACCUGGAGAGGAAUUGUGAGCUAAAAGCCUCACGGCUCUGGUAUUGAGACUUCCUGGCAGAGCAGAGCCUAUAAUUGGCUGUGCUGAGGGCUCUCCCUGGGAGACUCCAUGGUAAUAUUGUGGCAGGAGGAUGGGACUUGCAGGCCAAACCCAGAGCUUAGCUUGUUUCCAUGCGUCCCCUGCGUGUUAUUGUUGAGGACUGAACAGUGAUUGGUGGGAAGGUGAGAGGAGAGCAGCAUUAGAGGCACCAGGGUCUGGUGUUUAUCUGAGGAGGCGAGCUGGGCUGGCAGGGGAGACUGGGCUGGAUGUGUAGGCGUUUCAAGUGUAAGUUCUCAGAGAGAGAAUGUUCACAGUUUUCCUCUCUUCCUUUUCGGCAGAGUGGUGUGACCUUUGAGGACAUUGUUGUAUACUUCUGUCCUUUUUCAGUUUCAGAGAUGGCACAAUGGAGAAAACUGUUACGUUCGCAGUGGCUGUGCAAAAUAUCUUAACCGUAGCUCAGUGUUGAUUACUAAGAGCAUUCAACCUGGAGAAAGGCCUUCUGAGUGUAGUGACUGUUCUAAAUCUUUUACCUCUAUGUCUGCCUCCCAUUAUCACUGGAGAUCUCAGGGGAAAUACCUUAUGUGUGCAGUGAAUGUUCAAAAUCUUUUAUCACCAGGACUGACUUCCUUUCUCACUAGAGUUUACACUGAAUAAAGGACUUAUGUGUGCAGUGACUGUGGAAGGUCCCUUUGCCAGAGAAACAACCUCAGUAUACACCUAAAGGUUCACUGAGGAGAAUGACCUUUAAAGUGUAAUGAUUGUAGGAAAUGUGUUAUUUUUUAAAAGAUUUAUUUAGGGGUGCCUUGGUG